This is a messenger RNA of Chrysoperla carnea, 884 nucleotides long. Its product is annotated as barH-like 2 homeobox protein. The coding region runs from base 546 to 884 and encodes 112 amino acids. NCBI's taxonomy places the organism in Eukaryota, Metazoa, Arthropoda, Insecta, Neuroptera, Chrysopidae. Gene Ontology annotation, biological process: regulation of DNA-templated transcription. The transcript has 3 exons. The record is from RefSeq and is a predicted model, not a curated record. Gene Ontology annotation, molecular function: DNA binding; DNA-binding transcription factor activity, RNA polymerase II-specific.
GAUUUAUUAGACCGACACCGAUUCCAGCGAUACCUAGGGGAGUUUCAUUAUAUCCAAAUUUAUUGGGCUACGACCAAAAUACCUCAGCAAAUAUUUUAAGUAUACUAACAUCAUCACCCAAUCACACUAUAAAUAGCGGCAAUUCAUCCAAUACAACCAGCCCCACAUCUCCUGGUGUCACAUCAUCAGUAAGCAGUAACACAACAGCCUAUCACCUACAAUAUCAUCAUCCAACAAGUGGUACCAGUGGACUAAGUAGCUCAACAAUUAGUAAUGGUAGUGGACCUACUUCGUCUUCAAUAACACCAACCACUGGACAUCAUAUACCUAGUACAUUAUUGUAUGGUGCAUGGUUUAGCGGUGGAACAUCAGCAACAGACGUGAAAACUAGUCAAAUAUUUAACUUACAAGGUCCAAAAACUUCAAAUCGUCGAUCACGAAAACCUGGUUUGGAUCGUAAACCACGUCAAGCAUACAGUGCCAAACAACUGGAACGAUUAGAAUCAGAGUUCAAAAUCGAUAAAUACUUGAGUGUUAGCAAACGAAUGGAAUUAUCGAAAGCAUUAAAUUUAACUGAAGUACAAAUUAAAACAUGGUUUCAAAAUCGACGAACAAAAUGGAAGAAACAAUUAACAACUCGUCUUAAAAUGGCACAACGCCAAGGUUUAUUCCCGCCGCCACAUUAUUUUACAGCGUCAACUGCAGCCGCUGCUGCUGCUCAUCAACAAUAUUCAGCAUUAUUUGCACCUUAUUACACAACAGCGAAUCCUUUAAAUUGUAUAUUUAAUGCAGCAAACAUAGAUGACACUGGUGUAGUUGUUACUUCACCACCUGGAGUGUCACCAACUUCAACAACAACCAUGAAGAUUGAAGGAAACCAAUAA